CAUUCCAUGCCCGAGGUGAUCACAAGUGUCAGUGUUAACGCCGACAAAUUGUUGUGAAAUUUACGAACAAAUGGAGGAACAAUGUCGAGAGGAAUUCGCGUAGAAGACAGUACGUUUUUUAAGUUAUCCCCAGCACUGGAAAAAAUUGUGUUAUCAUUGAGGAGUGAUGUGACCCAUCACGAUCAGCUGAUCACAGUGUCAACAGUGAUAAUGGAGGAGGUUGGGUACUACAUCGAUGAUUCCGGUGAUGAUGAUUCAAGGCCCUUCGAUCCAGUGAAAUGGAGAGCCUCGGGGGUCUAUGAGAUCUCCAUGAGGAACAGAUUGACUGAGGACCUGGAUUUUAAGCUCGAGGCUAUUCCUGUUGGAGAUGUUCUAGUGCUCAAUGUCUCACCGAUUGAUAAAUCAGUGAAAACCAGAUCGAUGGCUGUGGAAACACUGGCUUUUAUUAAUCCAUACUCUAGUGAUCUUCCUGGUACCUACCUGGACCUGAAGAGAUUGUCCCACAGGUUUAAGGACACAUUGACAACACCGAUAAGAGACGAAAUCCUGAAUGCAGCUGAAGUUACAAAUCCAAGUCUCCUGGGACUCCCCGUGGAGAUUCAACAAAAAAUUCUCUCCUUUCUUGAUUCGAAAUCCGCUCGAAACCUCAAAUGCUGCAGCAGAAAGUUUCGAGAACUUUUCUGAACUGCGAAGUACUCCAAUCCCCGCAUUUCUACCCCUCCAUCCCAAAAAAAAAACACAUUAUUUGUAACCUUGGGGUUUUUAUAAGGACUGCCGUUUCUAAAACGAAAAUCAUUACGAAACUCUGUAAAAUAU
Molecule: messenger RNA, 816 nt
Organism: Fopius arisanus
Lineage: Eukaryota; Metazoa; Arthropoda; Insecta; Hymenoptera; Braconidae
Gene: ntc
Product: nutcracker
Exons: 3
Coding region: 82-684 (200 amino acids)
Biological process (GO): positive regulation of autophagy of mitochondrion
Molecular function (GO): protein kinase binding
Source: RefSeq, a predicted model, not a curated record